Neodiprion virginianus is the source of this 2468-nucleotide messenger RNA. Its product is annotated as tetracycline resistance protein, class D-like. The coding region runs from base 290 to 1600 and encodes 436 amino acids. Gene Ontology annotation, molecular function: transmembrane transporter activity. Lineage: Eukaryota; Metazoa; Arthropoda; Insecta; Hymenoptera; Diprionidae. Gene Ontology annotation, cellular component: membrane. The record is from RefSeq and is a predicted model, not a curated record. The transcript is spliced from 7 exons. Gene Ontology annotation, biological process: transmembrane transport.
ACGGAGUAAGUCUGACAAGUAGAGAUUAACUUGAAGCGUUUUUUUUCUAAAGAGGGUGUAAUAACAAGAACAACACUUUUACGAUUACUUAUUGUUUAUUUAUAAUAAAUAACAGUUUGCUUGCAAUUAACUGAUGGUUGAGACGGGACUGUGAAAAAUUUCACGAGAUGAUCACAGUUAAGGAAAUUAGGGAACCAAGUGAGAAAAAAACGAUACGCUUCUUUAUUUUGGGCUGUUCAAUAGUUCUCCUAAUCUACGCGCAAACUUCCACAGUUUAUUCACAGGUCUCAUGUUCACGGAGCUGAUUGUGCACCGUACGUGCCAAAUUCUGAUAGGAACAGAUGACACUUCGAAGUGCAAUAUUCAAGGGAAAAAUGAUAGCACGGCAAACGAAUUGCAUUUUGAAGCUGAAACUGAAAAGUAUGCGAGUAUAAUUGUAAUGGCAAAGGCUAUGAUCGAAAGCUUACUCUCAACUGUGGUUUCGUUAUUUCUCGGUCCUUGGAGCGACAAAGGUGGACGAAGACCUGUCUUAUUGGGAGGAACCAUCGGUUUUACGGUGAUGUUAACGAUGCUCUCAUUGAUGUGCAGUUGGGAUAUAAAUCCUUGGUACUUGAUAAUUCCCUCGAUCCCGGGAUUCAUUACCGGAGGAACGAUCACGGUAGUAAUGGGUGCAAUGUGUUACGCAACCGAUUCAACGGAAGAAGAACAAAGAACGGCGGUAAUGGCUUGGAUGCAAACCGCGAUAUUUAGUGGAGUGGUCUUGGGUUUAUUUGGGGGGCCUAUCAUAUCGACAAACUGUGGCUACACAACUGUGUUUAGCAUAGGCGCGAUUUGCAGUGCAUUGUCGACACUUGUAAUUUACUUCGCUAUUCCUGAAUCGGUCAAGUCUGCGAUCAAGGAGUCACAUUUACGUGGACUCUUCGACGUCUCCCUCCUGAAGAAGCUUGUUACCAGUAUUGUAGUUAAACGGGACGGUUUUCAUCGGUUUGUAGCCUGGCUUGCGAUAUUCGUUUACACUUUUAGCGUGAUGCUUCAGGUAGGAGAUACGAGCGUUGGAUUUCUAUUCGCAAAAGCGCGACUAGAUUGGGAUGCUGCACAAUACUCUUACGCUGCUGGUAUUGGUCUCUUGCUGACCGUCACUGCCUUGAGUGGAGCAUCUCUAUUCGGAACUAGUUUAGGCGCUUCGGACACAAUGUUGGCCACUCUAGGCCUCGUGUCAGGCUUGAGUUGUGCACUUGGGAAAGCUCUCGUAUCGAAAGGUUGGCACAUGUAUCUCUCAACGUCAAUCGGAAUGUUUUCCGCAAUUGUCCCACCAGUUAUGCGAUCCAUUUUAUCGAAAUCAGUGCCUCUCGAUGAUAUUGGUACCGUGCUGUCGCUGACGGGGCUUCUGGAAACGUUGUCUCCAAUGGGCGGAGCGCCGUUAUUCGCGUUGAUAUUUUCCCAUUAUUUACCUCCGAUAUAUCCAUCACCAGUUUACCUCGUUUCCGCUGCUCUGUUCGUUUUAUUGCUACUUUGCACAGCAUGCAUCGAAGUAUUGACGAGGAGAUCGCGUAACUUGCAAUUUUACACUGCCACACCUGAAAAAGAAACGGAAGAAUAGCUUGAUGACUCUUAUUCUAUUGCACCAACGACUUACUUGGAAUUCGUUGUGACAAAAUGAAAUAAGCUUGGUCUGUAAUUAUUUUUAAGGUUCCGCACUUCAAAAGGUGAAAACGGAAUCCUUGUAGGAUCGCUUUGUUGUCCGUUCAUCCGUUCGUCGAGACCCUUUUUCUUAGGAACUGGUAGAGGUAUCAAGUUGAAAUUAAUAUCAGUCUACGAUCCCUUGGAAGUGUAAAAAAUUCAAGCUUCUCAGCAACGCAAUCAGAAGAUACGGCCAUUUAUGUCACAUCUUUUGAUAAAAUCAAAAUCUAUAGCAUACCUCCCGUUGACCACGAAUCAUAAUACUCGUAUCGAAGCAAGGUCUCACAGCAUACGUAAAGAGAAAAGUCCGAAAAUAAUUGAUUUAUAAUUAUAUUGCAUAAAAAAUAAAUAAUUAAGUUUGUGCGGAACCCUCAGGGCGCUUGUACUAUUCGCACUUGUCCGUUUUUUAAUUCUAUGCUCCGUUCGUUGAGAGAACGAUAAGCUUACGAAGCCAAACGCGUCAAGUUUGGUCAGAUCCCACCCAAUACGCCGCCCACAUUACCCACUCCAGGUAACCAAACGGAUCUCACAGUUGGCCAGAACCGGCAUUAGCCGACAAGGGUACCCAGGUAUGCCCAGAUACUCAAACCUAAUUGUCAAUUUUAAACCUGACGGGUCAUUUUAAACCUAAUGGUUGCUUUUAAACCGUCUAGCAUUAAUUGUUGUGAAAUUGCAAGUGAGUUCGGACCUGUUAAAUUUCAAUUAUGGCGUAUUUACCCUGGUUGAUUAAUAUAUCCAAUGGCAGAAAAUAUGGACCAGGAAAUAGAAUAAAAUUAUUCGAGAUGUAA